This is a messenger RNA of Eleginops maclovinus (Patagonian blennie), 1389 nucleotides long. Its product is annotated as protein FAM180A. The record is from RefSeq and is a predicted model, not a curated record. The transcript has 4 exons. Bases 33 to 683 code for a protein of 216 amino acids. Lineage: Eukaryota; Metazoa; Chordata; Actinopteri; Perciformes; Eleginopidae.
CUCAGCUGAUCCGGGAUGACCGGUGUGAAAAGAUGACACAACUUGACCUCUCUUGUCUCGUGUUUGUUGUGGUGCUUUCUGCAUUAUCCUUUGGAUUGCUAUCUCAAAAAAUACCGUCCUACAAGGCUUUGCUUCAGUGUUCCAGACAGGCUGGACCAGUGGAUGCUCAACAUGUGAAGACAGAACUGGACUCCAACAACACUCUUCUUCUGUGCAGUGAACUGUGGGGGCCAUCACUUCAGAGCAGACUCCAAGCUCUGUAUCCAUCUGCAUAUAGGAUAAAGCGCGGGACGUAUUCGCUGAUCAACCCCACGUUCCAGCACUCGGCAGAGGAUGUGGACCUGCUUUUUGAGAUCCUGCUAGCUGGAAUGCAGAUCCGAGGUGGAGAACACCACAUGCUGAUCCCAGAUGAGGAGCUAGCCUCCCUGAGGCAUGUGGAGAAGCUGGAGGUCAUCUGUGAGGACGUCCUUCCCAAGACGCUCUCAGACAUCCGCCGCCUGACAGUGGAGCUCGACCGGCGCCGCCAACCUCUUAGCUGGCAGGACUUCGAGAGGACGGUACUGACACUGGUGUACGCCACCCAGACGCUGGCUGAAGUUAGCAGCCAGCAGGAGAAGGAGGCGUGGACGGACGCAGCGGUGCAGCUGUUCAGAGCAGUGCAAAGAGACCUCAAAUUCUCUUGAGGGAGGAUCACAAGAUGUAUUAUUUUAAGAGGUUUUUAUGGGUAUUUCACUGAUGUAGUAUAUCUGUGUUACACUGCAGUUCAUGUCUGAAGCUUUGUCCAAGAAGUUAUCUAUCCAUUAUACUUAUUGUUAUAGAAUACCAGAAAUGAACAAAAAAAUAACCCCAAGCCACCCACUAAUUAUUCAAAUACUUGUUAUUGAAAUAACUAGUGGGUGGACCUUAACAUAUGAUUUAUUUUGUAUUUCUGAUGUCGACAAAUAACUUUCAAACUCAAGUAGUUAAUGCACUUUAUGCUUUUGUACCAACAAAUCAUGAAAUAGCUGUCAAUAUAACUUUAGAACGUUCCAUCUCAAAGGUUUAAUCAGAGACAAGCCAUUCAAGAGAACGUCACAAUAUGUCUCCUAUAUGUAAAGUUAAUCUACUAGAUAACGUGAUUUAUUUCCUCUCUUUUUUGGGCAUUUUGCCUCUAUUAGACAUUUUUACACUAGAAUACAGGACACACUUGGGGGGAGGGGAUAACUAGAACUCACUGAUUUAUGUUCUUUUGAUUUUUUUUCAAAUUGUAUCACUCCUCCCAGCUCAUGCAUUUUCAGUUGUGAUUGUAACCAUAAUGCAUUAUGUUUGAUCCUACUUAUUUGUUCAUUAUGUUGGAACGAAAUAAAACCAGCAAAGCAUCUGUGCUCCAUGUAUUUGCGUGCACCAGAG